AUGGUGUCUGAGGCUGAGAAAGCUCGCAUAUCUCCUUCUCUUCAGAGUGUUACACAAGAGGAGUUGGGAGAUCAGACGCCUUUGAACGCACAUCACAGAUCGAGAUACCAACGAUGGGCGGGAAACAUCAAGGGCCUCGAGGCCCGUGGAAUUGAGCGAAUCCCGGUUGAGGAACGCUUGAAGGCUAACCCAUCGAUAUCGCUUCAUAUGCUGCUUAUGUGGUUCAGCAUGGGGAUGUCCUUAAACAACAUGGUCGUCGGAUCGAUGGGAACACUGGUUAUGAAGUUAAGCUUCGCAGAUGCUGCUCUCUGCGCAAUAUUCGGAAAUCUUUUAGGAGGCUUGACGGUUGGGUACAUGAGCACCUGGGGGCCUAGAAGUGGGAAUCGCACUCUUAUAGUGACCCGAUAUUUUAUGGGGUACUACCCUAGCAAGAUCUGCUGCUUGCUGAACGUGCUUACGAACUUGGGGUAUGGAAUGAUGAAUUGCAUGAUCGGCGGCCAAUUACUAUCAAAAAUAUCAGGCGGGAGCGUAUCAGUCGCCGUUGGUAUAAUUAUUGUCGCGCUUGCGAGUUUGGUGAUGGCUACAUUUGGGAUGCAGAUCUUUCAGUACUAUGAAAGAUAUGCCUGGUUCCCGCAGUUGAUGGUACUUUGCAUUAUCACCGGUUCGGCAGGGCCCCAGUUUGAUUUCCAGAGCCCGUCGGUGGGUUCCUCGGGGGAAGUCAAUGCCAAACGUCUGGCAUUCUUCUCUCUGUGUUUGUCUGUGGCCCUCUCAUGGGCACCGUUAGCUGCAGACUAUUAUGUCUACUAUCCGCCCACUAUAAGAAAAUGGAAAAUAUGGUCAAUGACAACGAUUGGUGGAUGUCUGGCGAUGAUCAUCACUCUUCUACUUGGAGUCGGUCUCGGAAGUGGUGUGGCGAACAAUCCAAGAUGGGCUGCGAUAUAUGAUGGUACUCCCGGAAGCUUAUUGAUGGCUGGUUAUGGUAGACUUGGCGGCUUUGGCAGGUUCUGCGCGUUCAUCAACGUUGUGACGGUAGUUUCCAAUAAUGCCCCGGGCUCAUAUUCCAUGGCUAUGAAUUUCCAGAUGCUCGGACAUGUGUGGUCGAAUAUCCCCCGUCCUGUCUUCACUAUUACCACCACUGUGGUAUACACGGCAUGCGCCAUUGGAGGCCGUGACUUCUUGUACGAAAUAUUCAAGAGCUUCCUGCCACUUAUUGGUUAUUGGGUUGUCAUCUGGUUCACAAUUGUUGCGGAGGAAGACUUGCUCUUUCGACAUGGAGGGUAUGACUGGUCUGCGUGGAACUGCAGGCAGAAGCUGCCAGUGGGGGUCGCUGCUGGCCUAGCUUUCCUAGUUGGCUGGGCGGGAGCAAUUGUAGGAAUGGAUCAAGUGUACUAUACGGGACCGGUCGCGAACGCGGUCACUGGAGGCUGUGACCUAGGAAUAUGGCUCGGUUUCGGCUUCACGGCCCUCGCUUUUCCCCCACUAAGAAUGCUGGAGUUGAGGGUGAUUAGCCGCUAA
Messenger RNA from Aspergillus alliaceus, 1515 nucleotides. RefSeq names its product purine-cytosine permease family protein. Gene Ontology annotation, molecular function: transmembrane transporter activity. The record is from RefSeq and is a predicted model, not a curated record. Gene Ontology annotation, biological process: transmembrane transport. Bases 1 to 1515 code for a protein of 504 amino acids. Gene Ontology annotation, cellular component: plasma membrane; fungal-type vacuole membrane. The transcript has 4 exons. NCBI's taxonomy places the organism in Eukaryota, Fungi, Ascomycota, Eurotiomycetes, Eurotiales, Aspergillaceae.